AUGUCACUAACCAGUAGGGAACUAAACUACUUAAUAUGGAGGUACCUACAAGAGUCGGGGUUUGAGUUGACUGCAUAUUCUUUGAAUGAACAAUCUCAAUGUUCAGAAUACGAGGAAAAUUCCACAACGAAGGAAAUACUUCUGAAAAUAAAACCUGGUUGUCUUGUAAGUUUGGUCCAAAAGGGUCUAUUGUAUACAGUGGCAGAAUCCGAAGCUACUGGAGAGUCGGAUUUCACUCUUUUGGCAGCAUUAAUACAAGACGAUAUAGAGAAAUAUGACGAGACUUCAAAUUCACACAGUAAUAAUAAUUCCUCAAAGAAUAGAUUCAUGUUAAAGUCAGAGGUGGCAUUAACCAAUGGAAAUAAAAAUACAGACGACGAAAACAAUGAUAUUGAAAUGACUGAUGCGGAUGCAGAGACAACAAACACACAACAAUUAAACGAGUCCAAAGAGCAGCCAGAUGUAUGUAAGACAAGGCAGCUUGAGGCACAAAUAACGUUCCCAGCAAGUUUAACAUGUGAUUGGCAUCCUACCAAUGAAGUGUUUGCAUACGGUAAAGAUGAUGGAAACGCAGUAAUAAAUGCCAUAAAAGAUGGAAAGGUAAUAGAGACUAGAACUUUAUCCCAUCCUAAUUUGUUAAAUAUAAAGAAUCAAAUCAAUAUUGUAUCUUGGUCUCCUCUAGGAAAUUUGAUCAUAACAGCAGGAGCAAAUAGUGAAAUACGAGCUUGGUCACCUGACGGGAAAUUGAAAAACAUUGCCAAUAGCACCACAGAAGACAGUAUAGACUUGGGUGAAACUCAAAAGAUUAAGAGCAUAAUAACUUCAUUGUCAUGGAGUCCAAAUGGGAAAUUUUUAUUGUCAAUUGAUAGCAUGAACCAAGUAUCAAUUUGGGAUGGUAUAACAAUAUCAUUGGUUAAACAAAUCAAGAACCUUGAAAUGAGUGAUGAUUCAAUUGCAUGUUCGUGUUGGGUAAGUGAAGAUAAAUUUGCUAUAACUACAAACAAUAAUGUUAUAAAAAUUUUCAGUAUAAUUCCACCAGCUCAGUUUGGUGGUCAACUAGAUAUACAACCAAUUGGAUUAUUGAAUGGUCACGAACAAAACAUUACCAUUAUGAAGUUGAAUCCAACAACGAAAUUAUUAGCAUCAUGUUCAGACUUUGAUUAUGCAAUAAAAGUAUGGAGCAGUUCGUCAUCACAAGAAUGUCUCGAUUUAAAUACCAACCCGGAAAAGAAACUCGAUUUCAAGUUACAUGCAGCACCGAUAAUGGGGUUAUUCUGGGUUCCUGGAAAUGACGAUAGAAGUAUACUUUUGUGCAUAUCGAUGGAAGGAAUCUUGAACAUAUGGGAUGCAGGAAAUUCUACAAAUUUGAAAAGUUCUGAAUUGUUUGCAAAUGAUGCAAACUUUACUGAAGAUAUGAGGGAUAAUGUCACCAAGAAUGUGUUAAUAUUCAAUGCUGUUUUAUCCCCCAAUGGUAAAUAUCUUGCAUUGGGUGACGAUUUUUGUCGAGUAUCAAUAUGGGAAAUUGAUUUUGAAAACUCUGAGGAAGCCAAAGACCUUGUCAAAUGUGUUGCAAUUUACAAACCAGAGAUCAACUUGGAAGAUGAACAGAAAAAUUCUGUGGGUAUUUGUGAUCUUAAAUGGGAUUAUAAAUCAAAAUCGGUUUCAGCUUCAUAUUAUGGAAUUGAUAGUGUAAUUGUGGAAGCUGUUGAUGAUAGCAAAACAUCAUAA
Messenger RNA from Candida tropicalis MYA-3404, 1728 nucleotides. RefSeq lists its product as uncharacterized. The record is from RefSeq and is a predicted model, not a curated record. The coding region runs from base 1 to 1728 and encodes 575 amino acids. The transcript has a single exon. NCBI's taxonomy places the organism in Eukaryota, Fungi, Ascomycota, Pichiomycetes, Serinales, Debaryomycetaceae. Gene Ontology annotation, molecular function: transcription corepressor activity; protein binding. Gene Ontology annotation, cellular component: Set3 complex. Gene Ontology annotation, biological process: regulation of transcription by RNA polymerase II.